AUGGCUGAUAUUCACCAUCUCCUCGCAAAGGAGCACAUCAAUGGUGAAAAGACUAAGGAGCUGAGUGGUGUGGAACUCAGUCUCUCAGCCAUGGCUUGCUAUCCUUUUCCUUACAUGCCAUCCUUAUGGGAAAACCGCGGCACCACCUCGAUUAUCCCUUUCUCAUACGAUACCAGAGAAAACAAGAGAAUGAAACGAGUUCCAAGCUUCCAGGAAUUUAUUCCGAGCAAUAAUACGCCUUAUAAAGGUGGAGGAAAUAAUGAUAGUAAUGACACUUCCAACAGCAGCAUGAGCCGCAGCAGCAGUACUAGUAGCUUAAGUAGCAUGCAGACGCUGCAAUUUCGCGAUCACAUAUGGACUUAUAAACAAAUAUAUCACGCAGCAGAGGCGGUCGAAGAGGCUGCAGCUGCUAUCAUGGAAGCUGCUGAUCAAGAUAACAGAGCUACAGAAGAAGGAGAAGCCGAUGAAAUGAGGCUUGUCCAGCUUCUCAUUGCUUGUGCAGAAGCUGUUGCUUGUCGAGACAAGUCACAUGCCUCUGCUCUGUUAUCCGAGCUGCGAGCCAAUGCUUUGGUCUUCGGCUCUUCCUUCCAACGGGUAGCUUCAUGCUUUGUCCAAGGGCUAGCUGAUCGCCUAGCCAUGGUAAACCCACUUGGGGCAGUCGGUUUCAUUGCACCACAACCACCACCACCACCUAAGAUGAUGAACAUUAUGGACGUUGGAAUAUCAGAAAAGAAAGAAGAAGCUUUACGCCUUGUUUAUGAAAUUUGCCCACAUAUUAAAUUUGGUCACUUCGUUGCUAACGCUUCAAUAUUGGAAGCCUUUGAGGGAGAGAGUUACGUCCACGUCGUGGACCUGGGGAUGACCCUUGGUCUAGCACGUGGACAACAAUGGCUUGCGCUUAUCCAAAGCCUAGCCGACAGAGCCAACACACACCAACCACCGAAAAGACUCAGAAUCACAGCGGUUGGGCUCUGCAUUGAACGAUUCCAAAUGAUAGGAGAUGAGCUAGAACUUUUCGCAAACAGUGUAGGGGUCAACUUAGAAUUCUCAGUAGUGAAGAGUAACUUAGAGAAUCUGACCACUAAAGACAUCAAAACUUCAAACGACGAAGUUAUUGCGGUGAACAGCGUACUCCAGCUCCAUUGCGUGGUCAAAGAAAGCAGAGGAGCUCUCAAUUCUGUACUCCAAACGAUUCACGAACUCAGUCCUAAAGUCCUAGUUCUGGUCGAGCAGGACUCGAGCCAUAAUGGGCCUUUCUUUCUUGGAAGGUUCAUGGAGGCUCUUCAUUACUACUCUGCAAUCUUUGACUCGUUGGACGCCAUGUUACCCAAGUACGACACCAAAAGAGCUAAGAUCGAACAGUUCUACUUCGCUGAGGAGAUCAAGAACAUAAUCAGCUGUGAAGGCCCAGCUAGAGUGGAAAGGCAUGAGAGAGUGGACCAGUGGAGAAGAAGAAUGAGCCGGGCCGGGUUUCAAGCUGGGCCCAUUAAGAUAUUGGGCCUAGCAAAGCAAUGGUUGGGCCAGAUAGAGGCCUGUGAAGGGUAUACUGUUGUUGAAGAAAAGGGCUGCAUUGUUCUUGGGUGGAAAUCUAGGCCCAUUGUGGCUGCUUCUUGCUGGAAAUGCUGAGCCCAUUUCCUCAUCUCAUCUGGAAAAACGACAAUGAAAAAUGUGUGCUUCGAAUCAAAUCUUUUUUAUUUUAUUUUGCUUAUGUUGUGUGAAAAUAAUAAGUAAUGCCCAAGAUUCAAUGUGAGUACAAUAUUGAAUAUUGCUCUGUUUUUUUGGGUGGUCAAAACACAUUAAAU
Molecule: messenger RNA, 1802 nt
Organism: Humulus lupulus (European hop)
Lineage: Eukaryota; Viridiplantae; Streptophyta; Magnoliopsida; Rosales; Cannabaceae
Product: GRAS family protein RAD1-like
Exons: 1
Coding region: 1-1626 (541 amino acids)
Biological process (GO): regulation of DNA-templated transcription
Cellular component (GO): nucleus
Molecular function (GO): DNA-binding transcription factor activity; sequence-specific DNA binding
Source: RefSeq, a predicted model, not a curated record